Messenger RNA from Clunio marinus, 1828 nucleotides. The record is from the annotation of a GenBank genome assembly. Lineage: Eukaryota; Metazoa; Arthropoda; Insecta; Diptera; Chironomidae.
AUCAUUUUUUGAAAGAACAAUUUUAUUCAAAACAAGAAAUAUUUUCUCGAAUAAAAUAUAUAAAAUUACAUUGAAACGAUACCAAAAAUGGAAAAGAAAAAAGGAUCAAAAGCUUUACCAGAUCUACCAUCUGACAAUCAAAUACGAAUCAAACGUCUACUACAGGAUUUAGAGCGAGAAUUUGACAUUUUACUCAACGAAAAUUCAUUGCUUCAAGAACAACUUAAUCGCUUUACAAGUGAAAGUGGAACACCAGCAAAUACAAAAGAGAACGAACGACCUUCAGCUGAUUUCGAAAUUUCCGAAGGAAAAAAAUUAAAAUCAAAAUUAACUGCAAGUGGUACAAAAGCUGGUUAUAAGAUUAGAGCACAGACAAGUCGAAUAGUUUCAAGUUUUAAAACACAGUCGAUCGUUUCUUCGCUCGUAAGAGACUUUACUGGCACACAUUCCGAUGGUGUCUGGGAAGUCUCAGCUUCAUUAAAUCAACCUUUGAUUGCAACAGCGAGUGCUGAUCAUUUAGCUUGUAUAUGGAGCAUUGACACUGGACGAUGUUUACUUAAAUAUGAGGGUCACGGAGGCUCUGUUAAUUCUAUAAGAUUCCAUCCAUCAAAAGAUUUGUUGCUGACUGCAUCUGGAGAUACAACAGCACAUAUUUUUCUGGGAGCUGUUAAUUGGGAAAGUGCCGCUGCUUCAUCACGUCGUGGCCAUUCAUCAGAAGAAGAGCUUGAAGAUGAUUCAGAAGAACCACAUGCCGUUGAAGAAAGAGAAAGAAUUGAAACACUCAGAACGCCACUUCAAGAGUUUUCGAAUGGUCAUUCAUCAGUUGUAGUCGCUGCUGAUUGGAUUGCUUCGACAGAAUCACCUACACAAAUUAUUACAGCUUCGUGGGAUCGCUCGGCUAUUCUCUGGGACAUUGAAACAAAAGCAUCCAUUCAGACACUCACAGGCCAUGACAAUGAACUCACACACUGUUCAGCACAUCAAAGUCAUCGUCUUGUGGUGACAUCGUCGAGAGAUUCAACAUUUCGCCUUUGGGAUUUUCGUUCAGAAAUACCAGCAGUUAGCGUAUUUCAAGGACAUUCCGAAUCAGUCACUUCUACCAUCUUUACAAAAGACGACAAAGUCAUUUCAGGAUCAGAUGAUAAAUCUGUGAAAAUUUGGGAGCUGAGAAAUAUGCGGGCACCUUUAACAACCAUCAGAACCGAUUCCCCAGUCAACAGACUUGCUGUCUCUCUAUCUGGUGUCAUUGCAAUUCCACAUGACAAUCGUUCAAUUCGACUUUUUGAUCUGAAUGGACAAAGAAUUGCAAGACUGCAAAGAACAUCGCGAAUGGGUCAUCGUCGGAUGGUUUCAUCGAUGGCAUGGAAAGAAAAUUCGCCAACGUGCAAUCUUUUCUCGUCUGGUUUUGACAAGAAAGUGUUUGGAUGGCAUAUUUCAAUUUAAAUUUAAAAAAAUAUUGAAAUAUUUGUCGUCAGUAUUAGAGAACUUUUAACCAAGGAAGAGUCUUUGAGUCUUUUAUGUUUAUAUUAAGAUGAUGAAAGGAUGGAGAAAAUAAUUUAAGAAAUGAAGUAUAAGAUCUGAAUCUAUGUGGAUAAUUUGAAUUCUCCUCCAUUUCAUCAUCAAAGCUUGAUUUGCCAUCUCGACCACAAUUUCCAUGACCGUCUCAACUUUUGUGACUUUUUUAACAUUAAAAGUGAUUUAACAUCCGCAUUUUUGAGAAUCUCACAGUUACUAAAUAUUCAAAUCCAAGGCUUUAAAAUUUAAACUUAACUCUAUUGUAAUCGUUUGCUAUCUCAAGUUUAAAGAAAAUAUAUUUUGUUGGUUCAAA